Elephantulus edwardii (Cape elephant shrew) is the source of this 1089-nucleotide messenger RNA. Its product is annotated as mucin-3B-like. The annotation marks the transcript as partial. The transcript is spliced from 2 exons. The record is from RefSeq and is a predicted model, not a curated record. Lineage: Eukaryota; Metazoa; Chordata; Mammalia; Macroscelidea; Macroscelididae.
AUGCAGCUCCUUGGGCUCCUUGGCCUUCUCUGGCUGCUUAGGGCCUCUCCGGGGGCCACAGGAACUUUAUCUAUGGCCACAUCAACUUCUAAUGAAGUCUUGCUGAGUGCAGAGACAGCAUCCAAUGGCUUUAGAAAUAUUCCAUGGUUUAAAGACAAAAUUGGGUUCCCACACAGUCCCACACAAAGUGUUGUUCCUGUGCCUGGAAGUAGCACUAAUAGGACUUAUGAAGGAUUACUGAAUUCUCCCACCAAUUCCACUGCAUCAGUUCCUUUGUCAAAAUUUGUCAUGAGAGUAGAAACCAGUCCACCUUCCACCAUCCUCUAUGUAAGCACCACUGAAUGUAUUAUGCCAACAACUUUCUUAAUCACCACAACAUAUCCUACAACCACCUGCGUAACAACGACACAAGUGACUUUCACCAGCUCUUAUACUACAACGAGAGAAACGGAGAAACCAUCUACAACAAUUACCAGUACUUAUCCCACUACAGUAGAAGCAACAUCAACUACAUCUUAUUUUACAACUUCUCCUAGCACCGUGGAAACAGUCUCCACUACAGUUACACCGUCUUCCACCAGCUCAAGCACAGGAACCACAUUAAGUAGUACCACACCAUUUGUCACAACUUUCACUAUGAGCACUACACAAGCAACGUCAGAAUCAACCAUGACUUCUCCCAUUACAACCACAAUUCCUUCGACAUCUACAUCAAGAACCACUUUUAGUACAACAAUACAAACCUCUUCAGUCACUACUACUGUAACACCAACUACCAGCAACCCAUCUACAGAAAGCACAUUUACAACAUUACUUACCACCUCACCUACAACAGAGGUGACAAGAACCAGUACUCCAAAACUCACAACAACAGAAAUGACCACAACACCUAUACUGACAAGCACUACGGCCGUCACGUCCACACACACCACGCCCACAGAGAGCACAUCCACUUUGACAAGUAUGUCCUCUCCUACAACCUCCCCUACGACGCUGGUGCCAUCCACUCCCACGACCUCGCUUACUACCAGCCUGACCACGGAGACCCCUACCACUGUCACCCCUUCACCCACAAGUACUACGGGUACG